Molecule: messenger RNA, 2782 nt
Organism: Ricinus communis (castor bean)
Lineage: Eukaryota; Viridiplantae; Streptophyta; Magnoliopsida; Malpighiales; Euphorbiaceae
Product: RING finger protein 10
Exons: 9
Coding region: 133-2373 (746 amino acids)
Biological process (GO): positive regulation of transcription by RNA polymerase II
Molecular function (GO): metal ion binding; transcription cis-regulatory region binding
Source: RefSeq, a predicted model, not a curated record
UUUUUUUUUUUUUUUUUUAUGGUAUUAGAAAGAGAAAAGCUUCGGUGGCCAUAAUAAGAGUGUGGAGUCGUGGAACAAAGCGAACACAAACGCGCCCAACUACCAGAACUUCCGUUUCUUUUUUAAAAUUUCAUGUCCAUCUUGCCCAUCGAAUCUCAAGGUUCCACUUCGUCUUCUUCCUUCGAUUCAAUCUCUCAAAACCCUAAUUCUUCUAAUCAUGGCAACAUCACUAUCUCUUCUCCUCAGUCUCCUUCUUCCCUCUCCCGCCAAUUUCACUCUAUCCAAUUCACCGAUCCUCCUCAAUCUCCCAUCUCUCCAUCAGGCCAAUUCGCUCCAGCUGCAGAAGAAUCUGGUGGAUCUUCCAAACAGGUGAAUGGAUCAAGGACAUUAAAUGAGAAGAAAAGUUUGCCUCAGCAAAAUGGAGAGAUACAUUCUCAGUCUCGCCUGGAUGGUCAAGGGUCCAAAGGGAAAACAUCAGGAACUAUGUCCUCUUCUCAAGGUCAACAAAGUAACGGUCCUAUCAAUGGUCAAGGAAGCAGUGCAUAUUCAUCAGGAAGAAGGGCGCAGAUGAUGAAUGCUAACCAUUUAUUGAAUUUUCAUUAUGAUCCAAUUUGUCGGCCUAAACCUAGGGCUCCUCCUCCAAGGCGCCAGCAGAAGAUAAAGCCUUAUAACAAAGAUUUGUUCCUUCAGGCUAAUUACAAGUUUGUUUUGUUAGAUAAAGGGAAUUAUACACCUGCAUCGAUGGAUCCUGAUAAAAUGCUUAUUUGGGAUGAUAUAAUUUGUGUGAGGUAUGCCACCCCAGUUCCAGUGCAAUGUCCAAUUUGUUUGGAAUAUCCUUUGUGCCCACAAAUAACUUCGUGUGGACAUAUUUUUUGUUUCCCCUGUAUUCUUCGGUAUUUGUUGUUGGGCAAGGAGGAUCAUAAAGGUGAUUGCUUUAAAAGAUGCCCUUUAUGUUUUGUGAUGGUAUCUCAAAAGGAUUUGUACACCAUCUACAUUGAGAAUGUGAAGCAGUACAGUGUUGGUAAUACCGUAGAUUUCAUGCUUCUAACAAGACAAAAGGAUUCCAUUACUCCAUCUCUGAAAACUAAAACAGAGAGGGAUACUUUUAUGAGUUGCAGCGACAUCUACAACCCCUUCUCCAAGUUUACAUUCACUUCAGAUUUAGAGCUGUCUGUCAGAAAAGCAAUAGCAGAUUUAGAUGGUUGGUUAGCCAAAGCAGAUUCAGGUCUUGUCGAUGACUUAGAGAAGCUUCCAUAUGUUUGUGCUGCGAUGGAGAAAUUAGAACAGAGGAAGAAGUACUGGAAUGAGCAGUGGGACAGUGAUAAUAGUAGAAACUACAAACAUGCCAACAGCCAGAAACAAUCUCAGAAGCUUUUGUCAACUGUAGAUGUAAAUUGUGCUGAUGAUGAAGGUGGCAAUACUGGAAGUUUAAUACGGCCCAUUGAUCUCAAAGAUGAAAAUAAGUGGUCAGAGUUCAAAUCGGAUGCAGUUAUGACUGUAGAAGGCCAAGGCACAACUUUUUCUUCCUCGUGCACUGAAAGCAAGAGUUUGCAAAAAAUCUCGAAUGAAUCACGAGACAUGAAGGACAGUGACUCUUACUACUUCUACCAGGCGGUUGAUGGUCAGCAUCUCAUUCUUCACCCCCUAAACAUGAAGUGUCUUCUGCAACACUAUGGGAGCUAUGAUAUGCUUCCGCACAGAAUAAGUGGAAAAAUCUUGCAGUUGGAGGUAGUAACUCAGUCGGAGGCCAUGAGGAGGCGCUAUCGUUAUUUGAGCCAUUUUUCUUUGACAACAACAUUUCAACUAUGUGAGAUUGAUCUGAGUGAGGUGCUACCUCCUGAUGCCCUGUUUCCAUUCAUGGAUGAGAUUAAGAAGCGUGAGAAGCAGAGGAAGGAACUUGCCAAAAAGGAGCGGAAGGAGAAGAUCAAGGCAGAAGCUGCUGCCCAUCCUGAUUCCAUUUUAUCUGGUUCUGGACACUCCUUCCUCAAUGACUCUCCUAAAUUUUCCAUGGAUGAUUUUGAAGCCCUUGGAAGUUCCACUGCAAUGCCAUCUAGCCCCCCAAUGUCAUCAAGCCCUCCAGUUGUUGGGGAGAAGAUACUGUUUUCGAAUGUUACAAGGCUUGGUUUUGCUGCUGGCCACGAUUCUCCCACCUUGAAAAUUGAGGAAACCAGCGCUCUGCAUAGCAACAAAGUGACAAAUGAUUCUACUGGUGUAUCUGGGACGAGAAAUACAGGUACACCAACAUUUGCGAAUAUAACCUCAAGAAUGAAUUCUGGAGAAAAUUUGAAUGUAUCUAAGAUGAAUGAGAUUGGAAAGAAAGGAAAGAAACAGAAUCGAGUCCUCAUGUCCACAGCAGGUGGUAGGCGCUACUGACGUGCAAGCUUAUUCUUACAGCUGCACUUUUGUAAAUCGUGUUCAUUCUGAGAGGUGGAUCCUGUGAAAUGAAACUCUGAAUUAGCUUAGACUACUUGUAGACGGUACUGAGAAUAAAAUAUUGUCAGAAGUGUGAAGGACAUUCAAAAUGUACAGCUUGAGCUCUUCAGAAUUCAUCUUGCCAUUACCUUUUGACCCAUAUAUUUUGGGCAAGAGAUUUGGCGUUUUUCUACCCUAAAAGUCUUGUUUUUUGGAGCUUUGAGGUCUGAAUAACAAGAUGGUCAGCGCUACUGAUAAGGAAUUAAGACGAAGGAUUAUGUUUGGUAGAUUUGGUCUACCAUGUUAAUAUAUUAAAUUAAAUGUUAAUAUGACAUAAUUUAUCAAUUGUUAUCAAGUAUUGAUUGUUUUA